AGAAGGCUAAACAAAAACAAAAAAAAAUAUAGUAUUUUAAAGAAAGUCAUCGAAAACAACCUUCAUUCAAUUUGAAAACAUCCUCUCUCUCAAAAGUCUCUCCUGCUCUGUUUCUCUCUUGAUGUAAGAGAAAGCACCAUACCCCAGGUUUUAUAUUUAGAAACAAAAACCUCUUUCUUUCUUCUGCGAUAGUCAGAAGAACAUCAAAAGUCGAUUAGAAGCAUCUAAAAAAUCAAAACUUUGCUUGUGGGGUUUCUUCUUUUGUUCGAUAGAAAAUGGUUCAAUACAAAAGACUAAUUAAAAAAGGAGAAAAGCAUAGACUUUCGGUAGAAGAAGGUGGUUCCGGUGCCUCCGCCGUCACUGUCUCCGGCGGUGUGUACUCAAAGACAGCCAAACAGAAGCUUCUCUUAACUAUCUUUCUCUCUUUGCUCUCAUGCUGUUACAUCUUCAGCUUCUCCUCUUUCUCUCUUCUAGGUGCUUUUAGCAGAGAAAGUAAAGGAUUUGGUCCUUAUGAACUGUUCAUUGCACCUCUUUGUUCAGGAACCUCUAAUGGAACAAUUUGUUGUGACAGAACCGGUUCUAGAUCCGACGUUUGUAUCAUGAAAGGAGACGUUAGGACACACUCUGCUUCGUCAUCAGUCUUCCUCUUCACUUCCCUCAAAAACAAGACCAAGAUCACGAAAAAGAUCAAACCUUACACAAGAAAAUGGGAAACAAGUGUGAUGCAAACAGUUCAAGAACUCAAUCUCGUUUACAGAGAUGAAGAAAACAAUUCUUUAGUCGUCUCCUCUGUUAAUGACAUCUGCGAUGUGUUCUAUAACGUUCCUGCUGUGUUUUUCUCAACUGGUGGAUAUACAGGAAAUGUUUACCACGAAUUCAACGAUGGAAUCAUCCCUUUGUUCAUCACUUCACAUCAUUUCAACAAGAAGGUUGUGUUUGUGAUUGUUGAGUAUCAUAGUUGGUGGAUUAUGAAAUAUGGAGAUAUCGUUUCUCAGCUAUCAGAUUAUCCUCCUGUCGACUUUAACGGCGACAAGAGAACACAUUGUUUCAAGGAAGCUAUUGUGGGAUUGAAGAUUCACGACGAGUUAACCGUUGAAUCAUCGUUGAUGCUUGGGAAUAAAACAAUUCUUGAUUUCAGAAAUGUGCUGGAUCAGGCUUAUUGGCCACGUAUCCAUGGAUUGAUUCAAGAGGAAGAACUCAAGGCAGCUAACAAGACAGAAGACGGUUUCAAGAAACCAAUAUUGGUGAUUCUGUCUAGAAAUGGAUCGAGGGAGAUACUAAAUGAGAGUCUUUUGGUUGAAUUAGCUGAGGAAAUUGGAUUCAUCGUCCAUGUUUUGAGACCGGAUAAAACAACAGAGCUGGCAAAAAUCUACAGAUGUUUGAAUUCUAGUGAUGUGAUGAUUGGUGUUCACGGAGCUGCAAUGACACAUUUACUUUUCUUGAAACCGAAAACAGUCUUUAUACAGAUUAUACCAAUAGGAACCGAAUGGGCUGCUGAGACUUACUAUGGUAAACCAGCUAAGAAGAUGAGAUUGAAGUACAUUGGUUACAAGAUUAAACCGAAAGAGAGCUCUUUGUACGAUGAAUAUGGCAUCGAUGAUCCCAUUAUCCGAGAUCCUAAGAGUUUUACUCAAAAAGGAUGGGAUUACACUAAGAAGAUUUAUCUUGAGCGCCAAAACGUGAAGCUUGAUUUGAAAAGAUUUAGGAAACCGUUGUCUCGUGCUUAUGAUUUCUCGAUGAAGCGAAUUGGACUGGUGUAUAUCAGUCACAAACCGGAUGUUACCAAUUAAACCGGGGUUUGAGAUUGUAUAAUAUAAUUUUGGAGAUGUAAACAUUUUGUACAGAGAAUGCAUAGACUUUCUUUUGUGUCGUACCUAAUGACACAAAUUUACAAGCUUUUGUUCUGUAUAGAAAUCACUAACCGGAGAAUACCAACUAAACUGAGUUUUUU
Messenger RNA from Arabidopsis thaliana (thale cress), 1951 nucleotides. Its product is annotated as Glycosyltransferase family 61 protein. Gene Ontology annotation, molecular function: glycosyltransferase activity; pentosyltransferase activity. The transcript has 3 exons. Gene Ontology annotation, cellular component: Golgi membrane. Bases 276 to 1790 code for a protein of 504 amino acids. Lineage: Eukaryota; Viridiplantae; Streptophyta; Magnoliopsida; Brassicales; Brassicaceae. The record is from RefSeq and is marked reviewed.